This is a messenger RNA of Zea mays, 1021 nucleotides long. RefSeq names its product 60S ribosomal protein L24. Gene Ontology annotation, molecular function: structural constituent of ribosome. Gene Ontology annotation, cellular component: mitochondrial large ribosomal subunit. The record is from RefSeq and is marked validated. NCBI's taxonomy places the organism in Eukaryota, Viridiplantae, Streptophyta, Magnoliopsida, Poales, Poaceae. The coding region runs from base 128 to 760 and encodes 210 amino acids. The transcript is spliced from 2 exons.
GAGUGGAAGCAUCUCCGCCUCUCGUCCAGCGCCCUGCCGCCCUAGGCACCAAAACCUCGCAAGGCAACCGCCCGCCGGCGCCGCCGUCGUAGCAAGAGAGUCAGCUGAGGAUCAGAGGAGGGGGAAGAUGUCGUUCCGGGCGCGGGAGAUGUACAAGAAGGUGGUGCGGCGCGUGGGCGGCGAGGGGAAGCUGCCGGCGGAGCUUAUGAAGUCGGUGAAGGACAUGCUUCCCGACAGCAACGUCAUCAUGGGGCGGGCCAAGCGCGGCAUCUUCGCUGGGCGACACAUCCGGUUCGGGAACAAGGUCUCCGAGGACGGCGGCAACAAAUCAAGGCGAUCAUGGAAGCCAAAUGUUCAGGAGAAGCGUCUUUUCAGCUAUAUUCAUGACCGGCACAUUAGAGUCAAGGUUACCACACAUGCGCUUCGGUGCAUUGACAAAGCUGGUGGGAUAGAUGAAUACCUCCUGAAGACACCUUACAAUAAAAUGGAUACUGAGAUGGGGAUAGUGUGGAAAGCAAAAAUCGAAAAGAUGUAUUCAGAUUUGGGUGAGAUGGAAGUAGGCUUCUUCCCUCCUGAGGAAGAGGCUAAGGUUAAAGAGGGCUUUGACGAGGUUCGUGCUGCCAAGAAGGACUUUCGUAGGGAAGCAAAACGAGCUUUGGCAAAGCAAAGGCAGCUAGAAGCAAGUAGUGCUGGUGAUGACCAAGCGGGUGAAGUCACGCAUACAAAGGAAAAGGUAUCAGCUGCUGCUGCUAAACUCUGAGCUUGGCAAUCAUUGGAUGUCCCUGGGCAAAUAAUGGGAGGCUUGCUGCUUGAUACAAACUGGGGAAGGUUUCUAGUGCAAUAACUAUACCCCUUUUCAGGGAGCAGGCGGUUUAUCUUAAGCCAGCGUAUUGUAAACACUUGUCACGAGGUCGAAAUUUUGUACAAUUUGAAAAUUCAAGAGCCUGAAUUGUGGGGCAGUUUGUAUUGUAGAAUCUAUCAGAGACUCAGAGCUAAAUUGGCUAGAGGUAUGACUCCUAGC